AUGCCAAGAUUAGAAGAAAUCGAAGAUUAUAAUGAUAUUGAUAACCUAGAGAUGGAUUUGGCUGAGUUGGAUUCGUCUCUUAGGACACCAAUUGCUCCAAAGAUCACACCUACGGUUGUGAGAAGUCAGGACAAUGACCAACCCACUGCUUCCAAAAUCGAACCUGUAGGUACUAAUGAGGAGCAAAUACUCCUCGUCAAUCCGGAAACAGGUAAAUUUGAACGUUCAACCCAGCUAACGAAGCAGGAUAUUGAUAAAAUGAAGACGUUCCAAAUAAUUUAUCCAUGCUACUUCGACAAGAACAGAUCACAUAAAGAAGGUAGAAGAGUUCCAAAGGAAUUGGCAGUUGAGAAUCCUCUAGCUAAGACAUUAUCAGAUGCUGCAGGUAGAUUAGGAUUGGUAUGCCUCUUCCAAGCCGAGAAGACACAUCCACAAGAUUUUGGGAACCCAGGGAGAAUUAAAGUUUUACUGAAACAAAAUGGUCAAUUGGUUGGACCAGCAGCAAGAUUUCCAGGUGGAAAGAGACAAAUAUUAAAGGAGAUUGCUCAAUAUAUGCAGAAACACCCAACUACUCUAGCGUCACCAAGAGAGAUUCCUUAUGGUCCCGAUUUUGAAGGUGCAGAACCAAAAAAGAUACCACGUGUGAAAGGGUUCAAAAUGAACGACAUUGUGCCUUUGCACAGUCCAUUUGUUAUGGAGUCUCCAAUGACCAAAUCUAUAUACGAGGCGCCUGCUAAACCAGCCUUAACAGAAAAACAAUUUAAGACACCAAAGAACAAGUAUAAGGUAGUUAGAAGAUGA
Naumovozyma castellii is the source of this 801-nucleotide messenger RNA. RefSeq names its product RNA-binding signal recognition particle subunit SEC65 (gene SEC65). The transcript has a single exon. Lineage: Eukaryota; Fungi; Ascomycota; Saccharomycetes; Saccharomycetales; Saccharomycetaceae. The record is from RefSeq and is a predicted model, not a curated record. The coding region runs from base 1 to 801 and encodes 266 amino acids.